AACAGGUCAAAAUGAACUGUUUAUUGAAAAUUCAUAUAUUUUCAUUACUCUUAAUAAUUCGUCUGUAAGUAAUAGAUGCCUUUAGAGGAAGUGCACAAGAAGUAGUAAAAAAAUAGAAAUGUUAAACAAUCUUCAUGCUUUUUAGGAAGUAUGAUUCACACUCUUUCUGGGUAAGAGUGAUGCUGAAUGGUCUUUGGGUCAAAACAUCACAUUCCAGAGCUAUGAGCUUGUAUUAUGGUCGAGGCUUAUGGAGAGUGAUGACUGCAUAAAAGGGAGAGAGGAGUUUGCUCCAAUUCACUCCUGCACUGCACCCCAUUCAUGGGGCAGGCAGAGAGGCUUCUUCAUUUUCGGGUCAGAAUUCUAGGUAUUUGACAUGACAUUCGUGUAGCAGACAAAAUGGCCGACUCGGACGAUGAAGACGUCCUGUACGCCCAUGACCUGGGUCGUAAUCUUAUCGGAGGCAAGCGGGUGAAGAACAUGGAUGAUGUAAUGAACGGAGGCAAAAAGGACAAAAGAAAACUGAGAAAAACGCUUGCACUAUGCAUGGCAUUCUUGUGCUUGGGUCUAUGCCUGUCCAUUCUCGGCCCAACGCUUCUGAGCCUGACAGAUCACCUGCACACGACGGUGCCCAAGAUCUCCAUGGUGUUCGCAGGACGGAGUGUCGGCUACCUCUCUGGAGCCAUCCUCGGAGGCAUGCUCUUCGAAGCCUUCAACCCUUUGUUCCUUCUUGCCAUUGUCCUCCUCCUGUGCGGUAUAGGGAUCACGGUUGCCCCGUUCGCAGCAACGGUCCUUGCGCUGGGAGUGUGUAUAAGUAGUGUUGGUAUCAGCAUGGGUGUCUUGGAUACAGGUGCUAAUCUCGUCUGCCUUCGAAUGUGGGGAAAGAAACGUUCAGGCACCAUGCUACAAGCCCUCCAUUUUAGCUUUGCCCUCGGUGCCUUCUUCGCCCCCCUCCUGGCGUCUCCCUUUCUGGUAGACACCUCAACCACUGGCAAUAUGGUGGAAACAACUUCCACUUUGGUUCCUCCAACUCUGAAUGUAGCAAUGACGGAUGCCAUCCAUACCCUGGGUAAUGAAAAAUUCAACAGUGGCAAGCCUAAUGAUUUCGAUGUCAAGUCUGAUGAUGGUAGCACCGGUGUCAAGUCUGAUGAUGGUAGCACCGGUGUCAAGUCUGAUAAUGGUAGCACCGAUGUCAAGUCUGAUGAUGUUAGCACCGAUGUCAAGUCUGAUGAUGGUAGCACCGAUGUCAAGUCUGAUGAUGGUAGCACCGAUGUCAAGUCUGAUGAUGGUAGCACCGAUGUCAAGUCUGAUGAUGGUAGCACCGAUGUCAAGUCUGACGAUGUUAGCAUCGAUGUCAAGUCUGAUGAUGGUAGCACCGGUGUCAAGUCUGAUGAUGAUAGCACCGAUGUCAAGUCUGAUGAUGGCACCAGCAAUAACAAUCCUAAUGAUAUUAAGCCUGGUACCACCAAGAACAAGCGUGAUGGUCGUUCGACUGAUGACAAGUCUGACGAUGGUACCUCCGAUGACAAGUCUGAUGAUGGUGGCACCGUUGUCAAGUCUAAUGGUGUUAACACUGAUGUCAAGUCUGAUGGUAGCAGCGAUGUCAAUUCUGAUGAUGGUAGCACAGAUGAAAAGUCUGAUGAUGGUAGCACUGAUGAAAAGUCUAAUGAUGGUAGCACUGAUGAAAAGUCUAAUGAUGGUAGCACUGAUGAAAAGUCUGAUAAUGGUAGCACUGAUGAAAAGUCUGAUAAUGGUAGCAAUGAUGUCAAGUCUGAUAAUGGUAGCACCAGUGUCAAGUCUGAUGAUAAUAGCACCGAUGUCAAGUCUGACAAUGUUAGCAACGCUAUCAAGUCUGAUGAUGGUAGCACCGAUGAAAAGUCUGACGAUGGUAGCACCGAUGAAAAGUCUGAUAAUGGUAGCACCGAUGAAAAGUCUGACGAUGCUAGCACCGAUGAAAAAACUGAUAAUGGUAGCACUGAUGAAAAGUCUGAUGAUGGUAGCACUGAUGAAAAGUCUGAUGAUGGUAGCACUGAUGAAAAGUCUGAUGGUAGUACAGAUGAAAAGUCUGAUGAUGGUAUUACUGAUGAAAAGUCUGAUGAUGGUAGCACUGAUGAAAAGUCUGAUGAUGGUAGUACUGAUGAAAAAUCUGAUGAUGGUAGUACUGAUGAAAAACCUGAUGAUGGUAGUACCGAUGAAAAGUCUGAUGAUGGUAGUACUGAUGAAAAACCUGAUGAUGGUAGUACCGAUGAAAAGUCUGAUGAUGGUAGUACUGAUGAAAAGUCUGAUGAUGGUAGCACUGAUGAAAAGUCUGACGAUGGUAGCACCGAUGAAAAGUCUGAUGAUGGUAGUUCUGAUGAAAAGUCUCAUGAUGUUAGUACCGAUGAAAAGUCUGAUGAUGGUAGUACCGAUGAAAAGUCUGAUGAUGGUAGUACCGAUGAAAAGUCUGAUGAUGGUAGUACAGAUGAAAAGUCUGAUGAUGGUAGCACUCAUGAAAAGUCUGAUGAUGGUAGCACUGAUGAAAAGUCUGAUGAUGGUAGCACCGAUGAAAAGUCUGAUGAUGGUAGUUCUGAUGAAAAGUCUCAUGAUGUUAGUACCGAUGAAAAGUCUGAUGAUGGUAGUACCGAUGAAAAGUCUGAUGAUGGUAGUACCGAUGAAAAGUCUGAUGAUGAUAGUACAGAUGAAAAGUCUGAUGAUGGUAGCACUCAUGAAAAGUCUGAUGAUGGUAGUACAGAUGAAAAGUCUGAUGAUGGUAUUACCGAUGAAAAGUCUGAUGAUGGUAGCACUGAUGAAAAGUCUGAUGAUGGUAGCACCGAUGUCAAGUCUGAUGACGGUAGCACCGAUGUCAAGUCUGAUGAUGGUAGCACUGAUGAAAAGUCUGAUGAUGGUAGCACUGAUGAAAAGUCUGAUGGUAGCACCGAUGAAAAGUCUAAUAAUGGUAGCACUGAUGAAAAGUCUGAUAAUAGUUCCACCAAUGAGAAUGACGGCGAGUCCAAGAAUGCUAACGUUAUCAGUUCCAACGAAUCGACAUCCUCCCCACAACAUCAGGUUCCAAGAUUUGCAAUGCCAUACAUCAUCAUAGGGGUUUUUGUUCUCAUAACCUCAGUACUCUUUUUCUAUUUCCUUUUCACUAAGCCCAAGAAUGAACCUAAGUACGUCGCAUCAGAGGAUUCUGGUGCAGUUUCAGAUAAGGACAACUUCCCAUUUAGAACCAGAGUUCUGCUUCUCCUGUUCUGCUUCUACUUCCUUUAUGUUGGUGGAGAAGUGGCAUAUGGAAGCUUUGUACCUAUGUUUGCCAGUAAGAGUCCUCACCAAUUUGGGCAAGACCGUGCUAGCCAUGUUGCAGCUCUGUUCUGGGGCACCUUCACCUUUGGGCGCGGCCUAGCCAUAUGUCUUGCCAGUGUCAUCUCGCCUCUCAAGAUGGUGAUUGCCGACAUGGUGGGAUGCGUCACCACCUCUGUCAUCUUGACUCUCUUUGCAGACACAAACGAGAAUGUCUUGUGGUUAGGCAGUGCCUUGUUAGGACUGUCGAUGGCAUCGCUCUUCCCGACGGGAAUCGCCUGGCUAGAAACGUACACUCGUGUCACCGGCAACACCGCAUCAUUCCUCGUAGUUGGUAGCGCCCUUGGCGAGAUGUGCGUGCCUGUUGUCAUCGGCUACCUCUUUGAAGACAAAAUUGGCCCGAUGGUACUGAUGUACUGGAUGUUGGCGACGUCUGCAUUGUCGGCCCUCAUCUUCGCCUACGUGAUGUGGUUGAUGAUGGAGAAUGGGAAGGAGAAGGAGUCGCUUCCAGCCGAGAAAAGCCCCGCCUUGGAUCUUCUUCACAGCGUCGAGGAGGCCUUCCCUGGUGAGGAAUUCUUCAGCAAUGGGACAUCAAGCAGCAAGCAAAUGAGUAAACCUUUAGUCCCUCCAAUACUCAAGAAGAAAGACCAUAAAGAGUGAUGUAGGCCAUUAAUUACCUAGUCAGUACUGCUUCAGAAUAAAUUUUAAUUUACCUACCCUCAUCUCACUACCAGGGAUGUCUCUAUCAUUGGUGCCUUGCAAAAAAAUAUUUGCAAUCAAAAUCAAAUUUCAGUUGCAAAUUUACAACUAAACUUUAACGAAAACACAUUGAUUUAUACUCGAUAAUACAAGAAGCAGAAUUGCAACCAAAUGCACAUUUGCAAUGAAUUGCAAGACUUAUGAUGGAUUUGGGGACCUAAAAUUGACUGGCAUCCGAUUACAAGUUUCUUGCGACACUUCAUGAAUUGUGACGAGCAUCCCAUACUGUGGCAUCAUACUAGAGGCCAAAGAUGCUUCAGUCUCUGAAAGGUUAAGAAUGCUCUCCCAGGCAAGCCCAUGUAUAUUGGGUCCAAUACAAACGAUAUGGGAUAAUCA
This is a messenger RNA of Lytechinus variegatus (green sea urchin), 4371 nucleotides long. Its product is annotated as dentin sialophosphoprotein-like. Gene Ontology annotation, biological process: transmembrane transport. The coding region runs from base 397 to 3936 and encodes 1179 amino acids. The transcript is spliced from 4 exons. The record is from RefSeq and is a predicted model, not a curated record. Lineage: Eukaryota; Metazoa; Echinodermata; Echinoidea; Temnopleuroida; Toxopneustidae.